AUGACAAAAACAAAUACUUAUGAAGAAUUACCGAAUAAUAUUUGUCCAUUGACUGAAAUUUUCCAAAAAGUCGUGAGUUUACUCAAUCGACUAUUGAAAUCGAAUGCCAUUAUUAAAGAACAACAUAAAGAAUUACAUCCUCAUCGAGACAAGUUGGUCCUAGCCCAUCUCUAUUUCAUACCAAAGUCACGCAAGCCUCUCACACCAUUACGACCGAUCAGUUCAUGCAUCAAUGGACCAACAGCAUGUAUUUCAAGCUUUCUUCAAUUCCUCUUGGGACCCGUAUUUUUGAAAGUUGCUCAACAAACAACAUUCACUAGUGGGAUCGAUGUUGUUCGAGCAUUACAAAAAUACAGAGAUAGUGGUCGACUCAAACCAACGACAUUGUUCGUCACUUUCGAUGUCACUGAUCUCUACACAAUGAUACCACGUCAGGGUGCUAUCGAUCGAUUAAGUUGA
Molecule: messenger RNA, 459 nt
Organism: Rotaria socialis
Lineage: Eukaryota; Metazoa; Rotifera; Eurotatoria; Philodinida; Philodinidae
Source: the annotation of a GenBank genome assembly